This is a messenger RNA of Phalaenopsis equestris, 1516 nucleotides long. Its product is annotated as probable sulfate transporter 3.5. Gene Ontology annotation, biological process: transmembrane transport. Gene Ontology annotation, cellular component: membrane. Gene Ontology annotation, molecular function: secondary active sulfate transmembrane transporter activity. NCBI's taxonomy places the organism in Eukaryota, Viridiplantae, Streptophyta, Magnoliopsida, Asparagales, Orchidaceae. The record is from RefSeq and is a predicted model, not a curated record.
GCUCGGAAUACUGGUGGAUUUUUUGUCCAGGUCUACCAUUACCGGGUUCAUGGGAGGAACGGCGAUGAUUAUUAUUUUACAGCAAAUCAAGGGCUUGCUUGGCCUCCAGCAUUUUACCACCAAAACAGAUCUGGUGUCCGUUGUGCACGCCGUCUUUCAAAAUCGACAGGAGUGGAAAUGGCAGAGCGGGAUUUUAGGUUUGGGGUUUAUAGUAAUUUUACUUUGUGCUCGACGUCUGAAAGAAAAAGUACCAAGAUUGUUUUGGGUAAAUGCUAUUUCUCCGCUGGCUGUGGUUGUGAUGGGAGGAGUAAUUGCCUUGUGGGUGACUUGAAGAAUGGACUAAACCCAAUUUCAAUUUCUCAAUUACAAUUCAAAUCUCCAUAUGUUUCAAUUGCUUUGAAAGUUGGUCUGAUUUCUGGCUUGAUAGCUUUAGCGGAGGGAAUCGCAGUCGGCAGGAGCCUGGCAUUAUUUAAAAAUGAGAAGAUAGAUGGAAAUAAGGAGAUGAUUGCAUUUGGAAUUAUGAACAUUAUCGGUUCAUUCACCUCAUGCUAUCUAACAACUGGACCCUUCUCAAAAUCUGCAGUCAAUUUCCAUGCUGGCUGCAAGACUCCAAUGUCCAAUGUGGUUAUGGCUAUAUGUAUGAUGCUGGUACUUCUGUUCCUGACUCCCCUCUUCAAGUACACGCCACUUGUCGCUCUUGCAGCGAUCAUCAUAGUCGCCAUGCUCGGACUCAUCGAACUCCAUGAGAUGAAACAUCUUUUCAAGGUGGAUAAGUUCGAUUUCUGCGUCUGUUUGGCUGCAUUUCUGGGAGUUAUCUUUGUCGAUAUGGAAGUCGGCCUGCUUGCAUCAGUAGGCUUAUCCAUAAUAAGAGCGCUGCUACAUGUUGCCAGACCGUCAACGUGCGUGCUUGGCAAGGUGCCAGGAACCGAGCUGUACCGUGAUUUGGAACAGUACCCUGAAUUAACUACCAUUCCUGGUGUCUUGAUCUUGCAACUGGGUUCACCUAUCUAUUUUGUCAAUGCAAAUUAUUUAAGGGAGAGGAUUACGAGAUACUUGGAGGCUGAAGGGGACAUUAUCAAAGAGAAAGGACAUGAUUUGCAGUACAUUGUAUUUGAUAUGAGUGGAGUGUGUGCCAUUGACAACACAGGCAUAGGGAUGCUAUUUGAAGUCCAUCAAAUGCUUCGCAAGAGGGAGAUCCAGGUGGCACUAAUAAAUCCAAGAUUAAGAGUUGCGGAGAAGUUAGUGGCAGCCAAUUUUCUCGAUGCGGUCGGAAAGGAGUGGGUCUUCCUUUCCAUCAGCGAUGCGGUCUCGGGGUGCAGAUUUACACUAAAUCAAGCCGAUAACCUUAAUGAACAAGAAGUUUAGCUGGUUCAUCUUUUUUAUGUAUCUAUAUUCUUUGUGCAUGAAGUUGAAUCACACACACAUGUAGACACAUGCAUACAUAUCAAUCGACAAAGCGAGAAACAGCGGCAUCCUUUGAAUCUUAACAUCAAGUACCAGUUUGACAGUCCACUAA